Messenger RNA from Planococcus citri (citrus mealybug), 3936 nucleotides. RefSeq lists its product as uncharacterized. NCBI's taxonomy places the organism in Eukaryota, Metazoa, Arthropoda, Insecta, Hemiptera, Pseudococcidae. Gene Ontology annotation, biological process: DNA integration. The record is from RefSeq and is a predicted model, not a curated record. The transcript has a single exon. Gene Ontology annotation, molecular function: zinc ion binding; nucleic acid binding. Bases 1 to 3936 code for a protein of 1311 amino acids.
AUGACUAGAAGCGGAGGAACAAAAAACGGCGAGAAUAAUGAAGAAGCCAAAGCAUCGGAGGUAGCUUCAUCAUCAUCUACGGUCAUCAAUAAUUAUACUACUACGCAAUCGAUGUUCGAAUGUGAAAAAUUCAAUGCUGGUACUAUGAUAUGGGACCGAUGGAUACAACGAAUCGAAGGUGCAUUCGAGACAUUCAGUGUUCCUACGGACAAACGUACGCAUUAUUUAGUUCACAACGUUGAACUUGAUACGUUUAAUUUACUGGCGGACAAAGUAUCGCCGAAAAGUCCGUAUUCGUUGAAAUAUGAAGACGCAAAAAAGCUCUUAUCAGAUCAUUUCAGUCCAGCACCGUUGGAAAUAGCUGAAAUAUUCAAGUUCAAUCAUCGUGUACAGAAGGAAAAUGAAUCCGUACGUGAUUUCGUUGCAUCGUUACAAAAGUUAUCGAUCCACUGUAAUUUUGGUGAUUAUCAGAAGAAAGCUUUACGUAAUCAGUUGGUAUGUGGUUUACGCGAUGUAAGUACGCAAAAUCGUUUAUUGGAAAUUUCCGAUCUUACCUUCGAUAAAGCAUUAGAAAUAGCUACGUCUAGAGAGACAUGUGCUCAAGGUUCAGCAGCUUUACAUAGCGACGCGAAAAAACCGAUACCUGAUGCCGAAGUGAACGCUCUGCAUACCGAUAAAAAUAAAAAGCGGCAUGUGAAGAAAUUUAACGGUAAAAAGAAGCCUGAUAACGAUUCAACGUCUUCUAAAAAGUGCCAUCGUUGCGCGAAAACCGGUCAUUCUCCUGAUAAAUGUUAUCACAUCAAGGCUGUUUGCAAAGUCUGCCAGAAGAUUGGUCACAUUGACCAAGCUUGUUUCAAGAAAAACAAAAACAAAGCUCACACGUCCGUACUAGAAGCAGUCGAAGAGUUUGCAGACAUGUAUGUAAACGAAUGUAAAUCUUCAAGCGGUCUGCGCAGGAAAAUCUGGGUACAUCCUACGAUCAACGGUGUCGAGUUAAAAAUGGAACUCGAUUGCGCAGCGGCAGUUUCAACGAUAAAUUAUCGAGAAGCGCUCAAAUAUUGGCCGAAAGCUGAAGUAAAAACCAGUCAACUUACCUUGUUAUCGUUCAACGGGCAGCCAUCCAAGGUUCAUGGUGAAAUUAUGGUUCGUGUAAACUUCGAAAAGUGUACCAAAGAGCUCAAGUUGUUUUUGGUGAAAGAAGAGCGACCCCCGUUAUUCGGUCUCGAGUGGAUCUACGUGUUCAAAGUCGAUUGGAAUAAAUACAUUCCAUACGUUGGUGAAAUUUCUGUCUGCGCUCCGAAUUCUCCUCCACCCGAAGUGUUGGAAUUGUUACGUCGAUUCGAGGUACCGUCAAAGAGCGGCAUUGGGAAAAUUUCCGACCUUGAAGCUCGUGUUCAACUUAAAGAAGACGCGCGCCCUGUAUUUUUCAAAGCUCGACCUGUGCCUUUUGCGUUACAAAGCAAGAUUGAUGCGGUAAUCGAUAAAUACAUUUCCGAAGGCAUUUAUAUUCCUGUUACGGCGAGUGAUUGGGCAACUCCGAUAGUUCCUGUGGUCAAAGCAUCAGGCGACGUUCGUAUCUGUGGCGACUACAAAAUAACCGUCAACCCGCAGAUAAUUAUCGAUGCUUACCCUAUGCCAACCUACGAAGAGAUGUUUGCUGAUAUGCAGGGUGACGAGUAUACGAAAAUCGAUAUUUACCAUGCGUAUAUGCAGCUUAUGAUGAACAAAAAAGAUCAAAAAAUACUUACGUUGAAUACUCAUCGAGGACUUUUACAACCGACUCGAAUGAUGUUUGGUCUAGCAUCAGCUGCGUGUACUUGGCAAGCGACGAUGGAGAAAAUUUUAGCCGGUAUUCGACGUAAGAAGAUUUUUCAAGACGAUCUGUAUAUGACUGGUCCAACAAGAGAAGAACAUCUUCAAACUCUACGUGAAGUGCUUGAACGUUUGCAGAAGUACAACUUACGAAUCAACGUGGAGAAAAGCGUAUUCUUCGCCAAGUCAAUCGAAUAUUGCGGUUAUCGUGUCGAUAAAGAAGGUAUUCAUCCGUUGCAAGCUAAAUGCGAAGCUAUCGUUAACAUGAAAAGACCAGAAAAUAAGAAAGACAUCGAAGUGUUUCGUGGUUUAGUAAACUACUACAGUCGUUUUGUUCCUGAGUUCAGCAAUAUUAUGUAUCCGCUGAAUCGUUUAUCUCGUCAAGACGUCGAAUUUGAAUGGUCAUCCGAUUGCGAAGCAGCGUUUGUGAAAAUUAAGCAGAUAUUAUCGUCAGAACGAGUUUUGGUGCAUUUCAACCCUGCUCUCGAUCUCAUUGUGGCAACCGAUGCCUCACCGUUCGCUGUUGCAGCCAUUUUAUCGCACCGAUUCGCUGAUGGUUCCGAGCGCCCUAUCCAAUAUGCGUCGCAGUCGUUAAAUCAAACGCAGCAGAAAUAUGCUCACAUCGAUAAAGAAGCGUACGCAAUCGUUUAUGGAAUUAAGAAGUUCCACCAAUACAUUUAUGGUCGUAAAUUUACGCUCAUCACCGAUUGCGAACCUCUUACGAAGAUAUUUUCACCAGACAAAGGUUUACCUGUUCAUUCGGCAAUGCGCAUGCAACAUUAUGCUAUUUUUCUGCAGUCGUAUACGUACCAGAUUAAAUAUCGCCGAACCAACGCUCAUGCCAACGUCGAUGCGUUAUCCAGACUUCCGUCAUCGCUAGAAACAGCUUCCACCCAAGAACCCGAUGUUGUUCAAAUGAAUGUGUUGGAAGAAAUACCAGUUACGUCAUCGAUCAUCGCUAAAGAGACAGCGACUGAACCGAAGUUGAAAAAGCUGAUGGAAGCGUUGGAGAAAGGUCACGACUUGAAACCUGUCGAUCGUUUUAAUAUCAACAUACUCGAAUUUUCCUUACAAAGAGGGUGUAUUUUUCGUGGCAGUCGUAUCGUUAUUCCCACGUCGUUAAAAGAGCAGAUGCUCAAGAAGUUGCACUCUGUUCAUUUUGGAAUUUCGAAGAUGAAGUCGCUCGCUCGAAGUAUUUGCUGGUGGCCUGGUAUUAGCAACGAUCUCGAAGAUUUGGCCAAAAAGUGCGCCGAAUGUAAAUUGUUCGCGAAUAAUCCAGCGAAAGUCAACGGUCAAACCUGGAAAAGUUCAGAGCAGCCGUUCGAGCGUGUUCACGUCGAUUUCGCCGGACCGUUUCUGAGUCUCAAAUAUUUUGUUCUAGUAGACUCAUUCAGCAAAUGGCCAGAGAUCUCGGUUGUUAAAAAUGAAGAUGCCGCUACGGUCAUCAGAGAAUGUACUGAAAUAUUCUCACGUUUCGGUUAUCCAAGUAUCAUCGUCAGCGAUAAUGGUACAGCGUUCACGUCCGCCGAAUUCCAGAAUUUUCUCAAAGAGAAAGGCAUCGAACAUCGUACGACAGCUCCUUUCCACCCUGCCACAAAUGGGCAAGUUGAACGUUACAAUGCAACGUUCAAGAAGGCGUUAAAGACGUUGAACGCAUCACCUCAAGAUGUUAACGAAAAAUUGAAGCAGUUCUUGAUGUUGUAUCGUCGAACACCCCAUACGACCACAAACAAAUCACCUGCUGAGUUACUGCUAGGUAGGCAGAUUCGUGCUCAGGUUGACAUCGUAUUUCCGCCGAAGAAACCCGAAGCCGAACGUGCCAAGAAGGUCGACGACGAAAAAGUUCGUAAAUUAUCAAUGGGAGACAACGUAAUCGCAAGAGAUUAUUCUUCCCCGAAGACCAAAUGGCAGUUUGGUACUGUGUCUGAAAAGCUGGGAAAGCUUCACUACAACGUCCUUCUCGACGAUGGACGUACAUGGAAAAGACAUAUCGAUCAGUUGAGAAUUCGAUCUCCUGAUCAAACCUCGAAUACGACGCCGAAAACAGUGGGCAAAAAACCCGAUCAAGUUACGAAUCCAAGACCGAAGAGAGUCAUUAAAAGACCUGUUAGGUUAAAUCUUUAA